AUGUCAAACAAUGAUGUUACCGCAUGUCGGCGGACGAUCGAAGCACACAUCGAGAACAUUGUUGAAGCUAGAUCAACACCUGAUCAUUCGUCUUUAAGCGAAGCGGAAUCUCGCAGUCUCGUGCAAGGAGUUCAAAGCAUUCGGUCUCAUAACCCUGAGGAAACAUGGACCUCACAGUCACCAACAGAUACAGCGCUCCGGGAGCUACUUUUCGAUCUGGUCUCAAGUAUCGCGAUAUCGGACCCUGGCUUCGUCAGAGUUUGGUACCUAUUAGAUAUCGCCACAAUUCUGGCCGACAAUGAACUCUCGGAACCCUCGUCGAAUUUUCUCCUGAUCGAGAGCUUGUUGGAUAGUCAAACAGUCAGCGGUUGCAGGAAAGUGUUUGACUACCUGGAGUCGCAAAGAGACGAAUUGAUUGCGCGCAAUUUCAAAUUCAAGAAUUUGGUCAUAUUGCGAUGCUGCAAUGAACUGCUCCGCCGUUUGUCGCGAGCAGAAGACACGGUAUUUUGUGGACGAGUCUUCAUCUUCUUAUUCCAGAGCUUCCCACUCGGCGACAGAAGCUCUGUCAAUCUUCGAGGAGAAUUCCAUGCCGAGAAUGUCACCCACUUCGACCCAGUGCCGAAGAAGUCCGAGGAUGCAAUCAAGCCUAUGGAUAUUGACAGCGCGCAACCUGCGUCCUCUGGGGCCCAGACACCGGCGUCAACGGCUCCCGAUACUGAUACACACAAAACGGGUAGAAGUACCCCAAUCCCAGGCAAAACCAGAUCCGAGCACAAGCCAAGCGAAACGCCUCCUGAUCUUGACGAGCUAUUUCCACAGUUCUGGUCUCUACAAGGACUUUUCUCGAUGCCCACGCGGCUUUUUGAGCCAGCCGCAAUGAACCAGUUCAAAGAGAGCAUAGCCGCAACCUUGUCGUGUUUCAAGUCGAUAUCUACGAGCACAAAUGCGUCGGCCAACUCGGCCCGGGCUAGCAGAGGAACCAAGCGCAAGCGCUCGGAUGAUGGUUCUCGGAUGUCCCAACCGUACAAUCCCAAGUAUCUGACCAACCGGGACCUGUUCGACUUGGAGGUGCAUGAUCUGGCGUUCCGACGGCACAUACUGGCCCAAUGUCUGAUCAUGCUCGACUUCCUGCUGUCCUUGACUCCACCUGCAAAGGCAAAGACGGCGGGCUUGAUCAACAAGGCCGUAUUGUAUGGCUUCACACUAUCGGAAGAGGACACCAAAUAUUGUCAAUCUACGCGCCAAUCGAUCGCCAGCUAUUUGCAGCAGCAGGGACCUGGCAAUGAUGGAAAGAUGUACUACCGUAUGGUUGACACAGUGCUUAGUCGAGAUAAGAAUUGGGCAAGAUGGAAAGCUGAGAGCUGCCCUUACAUCAGAAGAGAUCCGGUGGAAGCCAAGACGUACCUGGCUACUCAGCAGAGCCUCGGUGCAAUGACCGAGAAGAAGCCAUCCAUAAACCCCCCAGGCGCUGCCGACUUCAACUUUCUGUCACAAUCUGAAUCGCUUGAAUCGCUCAAGCAGCCGAGUAAGCGAUACAAGGUGCCGACACCUGACGAAUAUUACGAGAGCAUCGAAGGUGAUAAGCUGGAUGAAGAUUUCGUUGCUAACGAAGAAGAAAGAAAAGACCUCCAUGAAAGGAUACAGGGCAAGCUGUGGAGAGCCCUCCGGGCCAGUGCGCUCGAUGGCCGACGCUUCGCUCUGUGCGAGAAAAUCAAGGACGGAAGCAACUUGAAGGCUCUGAUCGGCGAGGAAGAAGAGCAAAAUCUUGAAGCAACAGACGCGACAGGGAUGCAGGAGGAGGACACCAAAAACGAGCCUAGCAUAAACGGCGAGCAACAGGAGGGUGUGCCAGGUGAGAAGCCACAAGAGACGGCUGCUGCAAUAUCAGCGGCUGUCACGCCUCUACAGCAAACCGAUGGUGCUGGCGACAUUGCUGAACAGGCGCCUGAAGCUGAAACUGAAGCAGCAGCAGCUUCGACCGUCGAAGCAACGGUAGAUGAGAUAGAGGACAACGAGUUUGCGCCUCCGGGCGCCAUGGACGUUGAUGAAGGCAAUGCUGGGGAAGAAGUGGCCCCACCAGCGGUAGAGGCUGUAGAAACGGACAAGGGAGAGGCAGAGACGGCCACAGGCACUGCCGUGUGA
Molecule: messenger RNA, 2142 nt
Organism: Cyphellophora europaea CBS 101466
Lineage: Eukaryota; Fungi; Ascomycota; Eurotiomycetes; Chaetothyriales; Cyphellophoraceae
Exons: 1
Coding region: 1-2142 (713 amino acids)
Biological process (GO): mRNA export from nucleus; regulation of DNA-templated transcription elongation
Cellular component (GO): THO complex part of transcription export complex
Source: RefSeq, a predicted model, not a curated record